Cornus florida is the source of this 958-nucleotide messenger RNA. Its product is annotated as VQ motif-containing protein 8, chloroplastic-like. The record is from RefSeq and is a predicted model, not a curated record. Gene Ontology annotation, cellular component: nucleus. NCBI's taxonomy places the organism in Eukaryota, Viridiplantae, Streptophyta, Magnoliopsida, Cornales, Cornaceae. Bases 29 to 622 code for a protein of 197 amino acids. The transcript has a single exon.
CAGUGUACAUUUGUUUGAGCUAGCUAACAUGAGCCCUGCAAAGUUUUAUGAUGAUCAUGAACAAGCUGCGAGAAAGGAUGUUCAGAUGAUCAAUGGUCCACGUCCAUCUCCAUUGAGGAUCAACAGAGACUCGCUUGUGAUCCAUAAACCAUACGUGAAUAAUCAUCAUCAUCAGCAGCAGCAGCAAAAUCCGGUGAUCAUCUACACCCAUUCUCCCAAGAUCAUUCACACGCAGGCUCGCGAUUUCAUGGCCUUGGUUCAGAAGCUCACCGGUCCAACACGGUCUCAAAAUGAAAGUAGUGCACCAUCUCAGCCUCAAAAGGGAGAGGAUAAUCGAAAGCCGGUGGUCAGACAGGACGAGAACAAGUCAUCUUCGGCUACGAGGGAAGAGAAUUGCGGUGAUCGUGAUGGUGAUGGUGCCGGUGCCGGUGCCGGUGAUGAUCAUAAAGAGAGAGCAUCUUAUGUUUCUCCGAUGUUCAACGCCCAUAAGACUUACUUGGCUGACAUUCCACUCUUCACGCCGAGUUGGAAUGACUUCUUUUGCUCACCACGCCCUCGUUUUAGAUACAAUGAUAUGGUUUCACCAUCCAGAAAUAUGGUGAAAGGGCUGCCAGAAUAUUGAGAUGAAGUGAUUGAGAUUGUGCAUGUAUUAAUUGGGAUAUUGCGAUAUAGAUGCUGGGUUCUUAGUUAGGAAUUAGUACUUCUCAGCACCAUCAGUUGGUGAUUCCAUCAUUUUUCUUGUCCAUAGGACCAUAGGUUUGAUUUCUUCAUUAAUUUUUUUCUUUGUAUUUAUUGUUAAGAUCAGCAUGCAUAAACUGUGAAUUAUUUACAAGAAAUUUAAUUUAUUCUUUGUCCAUCCAAGGGAAGAUUGAUCUCUUUAGGGUGCAGUGAUUUAUGGUUAUGUUAGUUCAAUUUGGACAUUUUCUGUAAGAGUUUAUACUCGGUCCAUGAGCAAGAA